Molecule: messenger RNA, 1485 nt
Organism: Fusarium redolens
Lineage: Eukaryota; Fungi; Ascomycota; Sordariomycetes; Hypocreales; Nectriaceae
Product: Alpha/Beta hydrolase protein
Exons: 3
Coding region: 1-1485 (494 amino acids)
Biological process (GO): proteolysis
Cellular component (GO): fungal-type vacuole
Molecular function (GO): serine-type carboxypeptidase activity
Source: RefSeq, a predicted model, not a curated record
AUGGGCCUUUUAAAAACAGCACUGCUCCUAGCAGGAGCUUCGCUGGGGGCUUUUGCCUCCCAGAUUCCCCUCAAGGACACAGAAUCUCCGCAAGCCUCAACCUUUCAAAUUCACCAAAGCUCAUUAUUCCCAGAGCAUACAAUCCGCAUUAGAGAGCAGGUUGACGACUCCAUAUGUGACGCCCGUGUGAAGCAGUACACAGGCUGGCUCGAUAUCGGCAAUCAGCACCUUUUCUUCUGGUACUUUGAGAGCAAGAAUGCACCAAAGACUGAUCCUCUCGUACUUUGGUUGACGGGAGGUCCUGGCGGUUCAUCAAUGCUGGGUUUGCUUCAAGAGCUUGGACCUUGUUUGAUCAAUGAGCACGGUAAUGGAACGGUCCAUAACCCUUAUGGAUGGAAUGAGAAUGCGAACUACAUCUUUGUAGACCAGCCCGCUGGUGUUGGUUUCUCUUACUUGGAUGAUGGAGAGCCAAUUCCGUCAAACUCGUUCGUCGCGGCCGAGAGUUUGCAUAAGUUCCUGCAGCUUUUUGUGAGCCAAGUCUUUCCAGAUCUUGCUGACAGACCCUUCCAUAUCUCCGGGGAGAGUUACGGAGGCCACUACAUCCCCGUCCUGGGAGCGACAAUUGUUGCACAGAACAGUCUCUACCCCAAACGUCCCCAAGUUAAUCUUGAGUCAGUCUUGAUCGGCAACGGCUAUGUCUCACCCUUGGACACCCAUUUCGGAUACUGGGAAACGCUUUGCACCACAAAUCCCGGUGUUGAGAAGCCCAUCUUCAACAGCACACGCUGUGAUAUUAUGGCUGCGAAUCUUCCACGAUGCCUCGAUCUUGCUCGCGUAUGCUACGAGCAUCCCGACCAUGCUAUCUGCGGCGCUGCUGGGAAGGUCUGCUGGGAUGGAGUCAUCAGUUGGUACGACGAUGAAUCUGGAGCUGGCGGCAAUAGGAAUAGAUUCGACAUCACCGCGCCCUGUGAAUCUCAUGAUGAUAUGUGCUAUAAGGAAGCAGCACUGAUAGAGAAGUAUCUCAACUCCCCGAAAGUAUUCGAUGCCUUGGGUGUACCCAGUGCAGUGACGAACUACUCCAUUGCCUCAGAGGACGUCGCAGUGGCAUUCACUUUUGGUGUUGAUCAAGAAAUCAGCACUCAGUCGCAGAUUCUGUACUUACUCAGCCAUGAUAUCGAUGUGUUGAUGUACCAAGGAAACCUGGAUCUUGCAUGCAAUACGGCCGGCAACUUGAGAUGGAGCAACAGUAUGCCCUGGAAGGGACAGCCGGAGUAUGUUGCGCAAAGACCAAAGUCGUGGGGAGCUGGGGGCGAAGAGAUUGGAUGGUAUAAGGAGGUCAAGAUCAAGAUGGGCGAUACCGAUAAAAAGACGACAUUCUCAUUCGCUACCGUCGAUGGAGCUGGCCAUAUGGUUCCCCAGGGCAAGCCGAAGGAGGCUCUGGAAUUAGUGAACAGGUGGUUGAAGAAGCGAACAUUCAGCAAAUAA